Molecule: messenger RNA, 699 nt
Organism: Sclerotinia sclerotiorum 1980 UF-70
Lineage: Eukaryota; Fungi; Ascomycota; Leotiomycetes; Helotiales; Sclerotiniaceae
Exons: 2
Coding region: 1-699 (232 amino acids)
Source: RefSeq, a predicted model, not a curated record
AUGCCUUUUUCCUACCAACUUUCCGGUCAGAGGAAACAUUCACGAAUUAAUCGAGUAUUCCACUCAACAGUGUACUCAGAACACUACCAUCCCAAAAAUCUCAAUUUCACCAUCCGAUCCAAUAAUUCCAUACAAAUCCUGUUCUUAACCUCAUUAAUCCUCUUCGCUGUCUUCGUUGCCGUCCCGUCAAAGGCUCGGUCGAAGGUACCAUUCUCAAUUCCAACACUAGAGACCUUUCAUUUCAUACCCAUCUCACGUCCAAAUCUCAAUGCAUUUAUGCAACAAUCUGAAGUAAUAUAUCAGCGAGGAGUGGCGAAAAGAAGAGAGAUUAGACGUGCUUUUCCAGAUCGAGGGUUCUUUCCUGCCAAGGAUGCAAACACUUUCAAGGAAACUCCAUGGAGUAUUUGGGAUCUAGUGACCCCGAGUUAUGGUUGUCCCUGGGAAAUGGAGAGACUUGGUAGGCUUGGGGAAGGAGGAAAUGACUCCUCAUUCGAAGCCGAAAUACUUGGUCGAAUAAAUUGUGAAGUUUGGGGUUAUGAUCAGCACGUACCAGGUUUUAAUUUUGGUCUGGAAGUAAAUGAAGAAAUGAGAGGAAGGGCGCAUUUUGAGAGAAAUGGAGCAAAUGGAGCUACGGAUGAAGGGAAUCGGCUUUUUACCAUUCAAGAAUUUAUGAAGAGGAAUGGGCAUGAUUAUAUGUGA